ACAGUAUCAUUUCGAGACUAUCGAAGAGGAAAAGAUGCCUGAGCCAGCGAAAUCCGCCCCGAAGAAGGGCUCCAAGAAGGGUGCAACCAAGAGUGCCAGCAAAGGAAGCAGGAAGAGGAGAAGGCCCAGGAGGGAGAGUUAUGCCAUCUACGUGUACAAGGUGCUGAAGCAGGUCCAUCCUGACACCGGCAUCUCGUCCAAGGCCAUGGGCAUCAUGAACUCCUUCGUGAGUGACAUCUUUGAGCGUAUUGCAGGUGAGGCGUCUCGUCUGGCUCAGUACAACAAGCGCUCCACCAUUAGCUCCAGGGAGAUCCAGACCGCCGUGCGCCUCCUGCUCCCUGGGGAGCUGGCCAAGCACGCAGUGUCUGAAGGCACCAAGGCUGUGACCAAGUACACCAGCUCCAAGUAAACUGCUCAACUGUUGAACGGAAACCAACCCAACGGCUCUUUUAAGAGCCACCCACCUCCUCUGGAGAGCAGACAGUUCAAUGUGAUCUUCCAGAUUAAUUUAUGCCUUAUGUAACUGCACGCCUGUGAGCUACACUACAUCUGUUACAGGCUAACAUAUUGCUAAUGUAUUACUUUUUAUGUAACUUUUAUUCUCUAUAGUUGCAUUUGAAAAAAAAGUUUUGUUUAGUAUUUCUCAUAAUUAAGUGUCAAAGUUUUCAGUGGUGAAAUAUAAGCAAGUGUAUAUACUGAAGUACUGUGUAUUUAAAUCAUUUUGUAUUCCAUCCCAGAGGCAAAUAUUGGACUGUACUUUUCGCUUGAUUAUUUGAAAUUAGUCAGUAGAAUCAGGUUAAUACAAUAAACUAUCAAUUAAUACAAAAUGUAUGUUAAUAAAAUACGUUUGUGUAUCACAAUAAAACAAUAAUCAAUCACCGUGUAAAAACAUUGGAAAAUCAAAAACCAGAAGUACAACACAGAAAAAUUCCAAAACCAAUUUAAAAUGAAAAAACAAAACAAUAACACAUAUAUAAGUCUUUAGAAGUGAUUUAAAAGAGGAUACUGAAGCAAGCUGGAGUUCCUCAGGCAGGUCAUCACCAGUUGAAACCAGGUCCACCUUUACCAGCUGCAUCAUUAAAGUGUCAAACACAUAAAUGCUUCAUUAACUAUAAUCCAAUAAUACAAUGUAAUAUUAUGAGGCUCUGCAGUAUGAGUACUUUUACUUUUACUAGGAAAGAUUUCAAAUGCAAGACUUUAUUUGUGACCAAGUAUUUUUACACUGCAGUAUUGCUCUGAUUACUUAAGUGAAAUAUCUGAAUACCCUCAGACCACAUCAGCAUACAGUUUAAUAUUCAUAAUAAUAAUAAUAAUGAUGAUGAUAAUGUAAGUCCCUCUCUGCCUUUUCAGACUUGUUCAGAAGUGCUGCAGUGAAUGCAAUAAGUGAAUUAUGCAGUAAAAUAAUUAAAUCUUCAUUUUAAAAACAUUGUAGGCACAGUGUCUGUUGUGGGCCCACGUGUUUUUUAUGUCAUGAUACUCAUCAAACUGAUUAAGAUAACACUUAAUGGUCACAGUAUAACACCAAGUUGGUCAAACUUCAAGGAUAUCAAACUGUCAGUUUCAGCUGCUUUGGUGCAAAUCAAAGUGACAACAGGUGCAAUGCAGAGACAAAAGCAAGACAACCCAAAAACAGGAGUGACUGCACAUGUGGUGGCCACAGACAGCUGUUCUCUCCCCAUCCUUCCUGACUGAUUCCUCUCUAGUUUUGUGCUCUGCAAGUGUCCCCGUCAUGACAGCUUGCAUGAGGUGGUGCCUGCAGCCCUAUGAGGUUGCACAGGUAGUCCAGCUCCUUCAGGAUGGCACAUCUGUAUGGCAGCUGGGAGGAGGUUAGCUGGUAGUCUGAGUAACAAGUCCCACCCAGUCUGAUCACAUGGCCCCAUUCAAAGUGAAACUCUGCAUGGGGUUUUGAGUACUUACCUGCUGUGGUGUUUCAUGCGUGGGCCCACUUGAUUGAGAGUCAUGGUUUGCCUCCUUAUUUGAAGUGACUUGGUGUGCUGUGGUGUUGAAGGCUGCUGGUUAGCUGGUGGGGUGGAUUUGUUGGAGGGGGAUGGGUUAAAGUUGGACCCGUUCUAGACCCUUUGCACAAAGAAGCUGCUGUGGCGUUAUGAA
This is a messenger RNA of Epinephelus moara (kelp grouper), 2109 nucleotides long. RefSeq names its product histone H2B-like. The transcript has a single exon. Gene Ontology annotation, molecular function: structural constituent of chromatin; protein heterodimerization activity; DNA binding. Gene Ontology annotation, cellular component: nucleosome. NCBI's taxonomy places the organism in Eukaryota, Metazoa, Chordata, Actinopteri, Perciformes, Serranidae. The record is from RefSeq and is a predicted model, not a curated record. The coding region runs from base 35 to 409 and encodes 124 amino acids.